Messenger RNA from Cuculus canorus (common cuckoo), 2796 nucleotides. It is a transcript of the gene TMED10, whose product is annotated as transmembrane p24 trafficking protein 10. NCBI's taxonomy places the organism in Eukaryota, Metazoa, Chordata, Aves, Cuculiformes, Cuculidae. The record is from RefSeq and is a predicted model, not a curated record. Gene Ontology annotation, biological process: Golgi organization; intracellular protein transport; endoplasmic reticulum to Golgi vesicle-mediated transport. The coding region runs from base 47 to 676 and encodes 209 amino acids. Gene Ontology annotation, cellular component: Golgi apparatus; endoplasmic reticulum-Golgi intermediate compartment; COPII-coated ER to Golgi transport vesicle. The transcript is spliced from 5 exons.
CGCAGGUCACGUGGUGGGGGCGGGGCCUUCGCACGGAGCCGCCGCCAUGGCGCUGCCGCGGCUGCUGGUGCUGCUGCUGCUGGCGGGGCCGGCGCGGCCCAUCUCCUUCCAGCUGCCGGGCAAGGCGCGGAAGUGCCUGCGGGAGGAGAUCCACCGCGACACGCUGGUGACGGGCGAGUACGAGAUCACCGCCCCGCCGGGAUCUCCCGCCGGGCCCUCCGCCAACCUCAAGAUAACCGAUUCUGCUGGGCACAUCCUGUAUGCCAAGGAGGAUGCCAGUAAGGGCAAGUUUGCCUUCACCACUGAAGAUUAUGAUAUGUUUGAGGUCUGCUUUGAGAGCAAGCUUCCUGUCGGAACAGGGAGGAUGCCGGACCAGCUCGUGAUUCUGGAUAUGAAGCAUGGAGUUGAAGCAAAGAACUACGAGGAGAUUGCGAAAGUGGAGAAGUUGAAGCCUCUGGAAGUAGAAUUGAGGCGCCUGGAAGAUCUUGCAGAGUCCAUCGUUAACGACUUUGCCUAUAUGAAGAAACGAGAAGAGGAGAUGAGGGACACAAAUGAAUCGACAAACAUCCGAGUUCUGUACUUCAGCAUUUUCUCCAUGUGCUGUCUCAUUGGACUGGCCACCUGGCAGGUUUUCUACCUGCGUCGCUUCUUCAAGGCCAAGAAAUUGAUUGAGUAAAGGAGGAAGUCCUCCUCCCCCUCCUCUCCAACCCAGCUGGACACCGCUGGGACCCAGCCGUGGCCCCCUGGAGCGAUCUCACGGAUGAUACCCACUGACUGGAGCUUUUCUGCAGAUACUUGGACCCUAAAGGAGGAGGGGAGCCUGAAAAUUGGAGGCAACUGGGCACUUGUGAAAUCCUGUUGGAUGUUGAGGGUGGGGGAUGUGUUUGGGGAUUCCCGGGGCAGCGAUUUAAAUAAAAAAUACGUUUCCACGACAGCUGCAGCAAGUUUUGCGCUGUCUGUUCUCCAUUUAUAAUCUUAGCUUGAUGAUAUCUCCCAUCUGUCUGUGACUGUAGUGUUAUCUCUGGCCACUUGACCCUGCUGAGCCCUUCUGGUGCCAUGCAGCUCGUACCAGGGCAGAGCGGGGCUUCCCUGUUCUCACCAGCUGGGAUCUAAGCCUCAUGCAAACGAGGGUGAGUGCAAAGCAAUAGGAUUCAUCAUCCCAGCAGGGCCAGAGGAUAGAGGGAGGUCUGAGGUUUGGUCCCAGUUGUGGACCUCUGUGUUUCUCCCUGUGGGAGCUGGUGUCUUUGCACUGACAGGUCAGGGCACUUGAACAGACGGUGGUUCAGCCUGGAGGAAGGGGAGCCUUGGUAAGAGGUCUUGGAAAUGUGUUUGAGCUUGGAAAGGAGAAGCCUCCUUUGCUCAAAUAAGCUGUGCAGCCUUGGUCCCGCCCUUGCUCCACGUGUUUGUCUUGGAUUUGCCCCUCUCAUUCGGAAAUGAUACAGCAGUUUUCCUGAAAGCCUUGGUCAGGGAUAGCCUUUUGUGCAGACAGGACGCCUCAGUCAGAUACAGUCACAGAGCAAAUAAAAGCAGGUUAUGCUUGGAAACUUGGUCCUACAUUGAGCUGGAGACUUUUCUCAGCUAACAGCGUAGCGUUUAUCCAGCAGGCAGCUGAUUGAAUCUCAUUUUCUGAGACCUCAGAGCAAUGUGGGCUGUGCUGCUCAUGUGAAGCUUGUGCCCUGCUUCGAGGUCUGAGGGUGCCAGGGGUGCUUUGCAGGUUGCUAGAAGAGUUGUUGGAAGAAUGUGGAUAAACUUAGAAAAGCAGUACAGAAACACGGUAAUGCUACAUCUGGGGCUGAACUGUUACCUCAACAGAAUUGUUAUUGUGUGUGGUACUACAGAGAGAGCAAGCAGCUCCUCCUUUCUCAGCUGUCCAGAUGGCACGAUGUUAAAUAAGCCAGGCUGGGAAAAAACAGGUGGGUUAACUUUCUGGACUUACCUGCUGCAGUCUUCAGGCAGUGAUUAAAAUUCUUUCACCUUCUCUGCAUUCCUUCAGAGCAAACGGUUCAGCAGCACAGCAUUCUGGUGUCAUGCCGAGACACUUCUGGCUAGGGAAGGGAUUGUCAUGGCCCUGGGCCUGGCCUCCCAUUUUGAAAAAAAUCAUGGUUUUAGAGUUUCUGACCUAAAUCUGAUCUAUUGCUGGGAAGGAAAUGGUUGUCCAGGGUGAGGUAAUGGGAAAGAGGAUGAAAAGAUGACCUCCUGUCAUCUAAAUACAUGCGUACUUUGCCUCCUCUUCGCCAUUGCCAAGUUCCUGGAGUUGUUAGUUCCCCUGGCAAGUGCUUAGAUUGCUUUUAAUUUGUUUCUUUUUUGAUAAAGCCAUAUUACAAACCCAAGUCCCCUCCUCUGCCCUUGCAUCCGUUUUAUCCUUGCACAUUGUUAAAAGCUGUUACAGUGCAGAACAGCAGCGAUGCCACAGGACUGAAUUACAGAAGUCAUUGGAAGGUGGUUUUAGGUCCUACAGUUUGAAGCCUGUAGAUCUGUUAGGGUUUUGAUUUUGUUUUUAUAUAACUUGAAAAGACAGUGCAAGAAAGGGCCUUUACCAGUCUUGUCUGUUUUGAUAUCCUCUCCCUGUCCUUAUUGGAGUACAAAGUUAAUUAAAAAUGGUGGUGAGGCCUUAAGUUCCCCGGGUGACUGUUACACUCUCAUCGUUCUGGUGUUGCUUUUUGAUCUUCACUGUACUGGUGUGGUUACGGGGGAACAGGUUGCGCGGGAGGGGGGAGCUGUUAUGGAUUUACCCGUAAUGACCGGUUGGGGGAUUUUGUCAACUUUCUCAAAUAAAAUUUCUUUGGGGAAAAACAA